This is a messenger RNA of Fusarium graminearum PH-1, 1669 nucleotides long. RefSeq names its product transcription factor IWS1. NCBI's taxonomy places the organism in Eukaryota, Fungi, Ascomycota, Sordariomycetes, Hypocreales, Nectriaceae. Gene Ontology annotation, biological process: poly(A)+ mRNA export from nucleus. The record is from RefSeq and is a predicted model, not a curated record. The transcript is spliced from 3 exons. Gene Ontology annotation, cellular component: nucleus. The coding region runs from base 177 to 1463 and encodes 428 amino acids.
GGUUUGCGAAUUGUUGUUCCUUUACCUGGUGUUUGAUGAUCAAAGCUUUUGACCACACUUCACAGGUGAAAUUCCAUCGAAGCACUCCUUACAACAACGCCCCAGCUCAAGAAAUCUACCAUCUGAGCAUACAGAGAUAAUUGCCGACGCAGUCAAACGCGAUCGACGACGCGACCAUGUCCGAAAGGGAUUCCCCGGUCGGCGAGCAUACCAAAGAGCCUGUCAACGAUGGUCAGGAGCAAGAGUACGAAGAUGCUGUCGCCGCUGCCGACUCUGAUCACGACUCGGAUGCGCUGUCCGAAGUAGAUGAGGACCAGUUCGAGGACUACGACCCUGAAACUGCCAAUAUUGAAGAUCGUCCCGUCGACAUUGAUGAAGAUGUUGCUCGCACGCUGAAGGCCACAAAGCGUAAGCGUACAGAAGGCGAGGCGCCAAAGAAGCCUCGCGAAGGCCGGCGAGAUAAGAAGCGUCGAGAUCGGGAUGAAGAUGUCGAGAUGGAUGACGCAGAAGAUGGGAGCAAAAAGUCUCGACGAUCAAGGCGCGUGGCUGUUGAUGGCGAACGACGCCAAAAGUCCAAGGCUGCCACGCCGGAACCCGAGAAUGAAGACCACCUUUCACCGGAGGAACGACGAAAGAGAGCUAUUGACCGAGCUCUCGAUGCAGCGAUCAAGAAGCCUAGCGGCCAGAAGCGCAAGAAGAAGGACGAGAUUGAUCUCGAGGCCGAGAUCGAUGACCUCCUGGCGGAUCUCAAGGUUCGAAUGGAGGGGGCAUGCCAGUCCGAUAAUCAGGCUCGCGAGGCUGGUCAACCAGCCCUUCAUAAAUUGAAGCUGCUUCCUGAAGUCACUGCUAUUAUGAACCGCAAUAAUGUUCAGCAUGAAGUCCUGGAUCCAGACACCAACUUUUUGCAACAUGUCAAGUUCUUUUUGGAGCCGCUUAACGACGGAUCCCUUCCAGCUUACAACAUCCAGCGAGACAUUUUCAACGCUCUAGCGAAAAUGAAUAUUGAAAAGGAAGCACUUCUCAGCAGCGGCAUCGGAAAGGUUGUUGUCUUCUACACUCGAAGCAAGAAACCAGAGCCCAGCAUCAAGAGAAUUGCACAGCGUCUUCUUGGAGAAUGGAGCCGACCUAUCCUCAACCGGACCGACGAUUACAAAAAGCGACAGAUUGAGACACGGGAUUAUGAUUAUGAUGCUGCCAAGAUGGCACAACGCCAGAAAACCAACUCGCAAUUCAGUCUAUCCCAGCGCCCUGCGCCCAACACCAAGGAGGCUGAGCGUGAGCGACUUCUGGCCCCUUCACGAGGCAACAACUCUGCCCGUAUGGUCAAUCUUCCCUCGAGCUACACUGUUGCCCCCCAAAGCACAUUCAUGGGAAGCCAGGGCUCAGGUCAUCGCCCUCUAGGCGCCGGUGGCAUGGAGGCAUUCCGCAAGAUGACGCAGAAGAGCAAGAAGCGUGCCAACUAAGACUGCUAAUAUGGAACUCCUCCACCAAGUUAUUUCAGGUUGCAUCUUUCGUCGAGGAGCGUAUUGAUUGUAAGCUAUUGGUUAAUAUCAAAGGCGACGAUGGUAGAGGCAGACAUCGGGUUUGGCGUUUAGGGCGUAUGCAUACAAGGCUAUUAAACUCAUAAAAUUGAAGCCCGUUAUGACGGGCUAAGGCGAACUGCUUUCUC